Pectinophora gossypiella (pink bollworm) is the source of this 991-nucleotide messenger RNA. RefSeq lists its product as uncharacterized. The record is from RefSeq and is a predicted model, not a curated record. Lineage: Eukaryota; Metazoa; Arthropoda; Insecta; Lepidoptera; Gelechiidae. Bases 148 to 777 code for a protein of 209 amino acids. The transcript is spliced from 4 exons.
ACUCAUCAGUUAUCUUUUAACUUUGGUAAGCUUUACUCCUAACAAGAGCAAGUUAUAGUAACCUAAUAAAUAUCAGUUUUAAAUAUUUCUUUACAUUUAACAAGAUAUCUAGUUCUUGUCUUGAAUUUUUUAUAUUGUUAUAACAAAAUGCGUUUUGAAGUGCCGGAAUUUAAGAAAUGCUGCUGCUGUGUUCCAUUGCGAUAUGGAUUGCUUGCCUGGGGUUACUUAAAACUGCUAAUUGGCCUGUCACUGUUGUUAGUGGUGUUAAUAGCAGCAUUUAACAUGAGACACAACAUACCAGAAUUGAUAGCGUUUUGGGUGUUUGUGAUCUUCGUGUGUCUACUGGACAUCUCCUUUAACAUCGUGUUCAUCGUCGGCGCACACACGAAAAACUACAAGCUUCUUCGUGUGUUCUAUUACGCUACCAUCGUGGGCGUGGUGGCGUACUUCCUGCUGUUCCUUGUGUACUUCCUGAUACAGCUGAUCGCCCUCACUCAGGCGGACACGGCUGCCGAGCUGCACAACUACCGCAUCACUGUCCUUCUAGUUGAAGAAAUCGCUGAAGUCUGCGUCAAUAUUGCGCUGGACUGCUACCUGCUCCUCCUGACGAGGAGUGAGAUCCUGAAGCUGCAGAGGAGCUGCCGCUUCCAGUUCACCAACAACGCAGCUGAUGCAGAGAUACAGUACAACUUGCAUACUGACAUACCCGACCUAGAUGUCCAGGGCAUGACUCCAGAUAACUUGGUCAUUACUAAGACAGACGCGGCGAUAAUUUAAUAUAAUAACCGCGUAAACUUAAAACAAUGUAUAAACAAAAAGAAACACAAAAAGUUUUUAAAAAACGAAAGACUAAUGAUGUGUUGUCCGAUAAAUCUCGAACACGUAGGUACCUAAUUAAAAUACUCUUAGAAAUGUUUUAUGAGAAAAUACUCACUAUUUUUAUGUAAUUAUUUUUAUAAGUUUUCUAAUAAAAUAAAGGUUUUUUAAUUAA